This is a messenger RNA of Rhododendron vialii, 1830 nucleotides long. Its product is annotated as putative beta-glucosidase 41. The transcript is spliced from 13 exons. The coding region runs from base 201 to 1712 and encodes 503 amino acids. Lineage: Eukaryota; Viridiplantae; Streptophyta; Magnoliopsida; Ericales; Ericaceae. The record is from RefSeq and is a predicted model, not a curated record. Gene Ontology annotation, biological process: carbohydrate metabolic process. Gene Ontology annotation, molecular function: beta-glucosidase activity.
UUGUUUUGCCUUAAAAGCUCUUCCCACCUUGUUUCCUUUCCUUUACCGCCCCAGCUAACAACAAAGACUACACAAAACAAACACUCUCCUUCCGCUUCACACAUGACACAAACAGAUUACCAAACUCCAGAGGGAAAAACCCAUCAAAAAGCUUUCCUUGAUUGAAAGUUCUCACCAGAAAGGAACAAAUACCCUUUUUCAUGACAAUCAUUCCCAUCUUUCUCUCCUUAAUCCCUCUUCUGUUUGUGAGAUCGGAAUCGAUUAGCCGAGCAGAUUUCCCACCUGGGUUUGUGUUUGGAACCGCUUCUUCUGCGUACCAGUUUGAAGGUGCUGUAGAUGAAGGAAACAAGGGGCCAAGCAUAUGGGAUACCUUUUCAAGGCAACCUGGGAGGAUUUUGGACUUCAGCAAUGCCGACACUGCUGUUGAUCAAUACCAUCGAUUUGAGAGUGAUAUAGACCUGAUGAAGGACUUGGGAAUGGAUGCUUACAGAUUCUCAAUAUCCUGGCCAAGAAUUUUCCCAAAUGGAACAGGAGAACCAAAUCCAGAAGGACUAGAAUACUACAACAGACUCAUUGAUUCCUUAAUCGAUAAAGGAAUUCAGCCCUGUGGAACCCUUUAUCAUUGGGAUCUUCCACAGAUGCUGGAAGAUAGAUAUGAAGGGUGGCUUAGCGAUCAAAUAGUGCCUGACUUUGAGCGAUAUGCUUUUACCUGCUUCGAAGCUUUUGGAGACAGAGUGAAGUACUGGAUCACCUUCAACGAGCCUCGCGGCUUCUCCAUCGAAGGUUAUGAUUUGGGGGUUCAAGCUCCCGGGAGGUGCUCGAUUCUUGGUCAUGUUAUUUGUAAGAAAGGGAAAUCAUCCACUGAACCUUACAUCGUGGCUCACAACAUCCUCUUGGCUCAUGCUGCCACUUAUCGUACUUACCAGCUCAAUUUCAAGGAAAGACAAGGAGGACGAAUAGGGAUAGCACUGGAUUCGAAAUGGUACGAACCGAUAUCUGAUUGCGAUGAGGACAGAGAUGCUGCAAGUAGAGCAAUUGAUUUUACACUCGGAUGGUUCCUUGAUCCGCUUUUCUUUGGAGAAUAUCCUCCUUCGAUGCAGAAACUUGUAGGGAAGAGGCUGCCUAAGAUCACUCCUAAGAUGUCCAGAUUACUCGUCGGGUCCCUGGACUUCUUAGGUAUAAACCACUACACAACAUUGUAUGCCCGGAACGAUAGAACUCGGAUUCGGAAACUUGUAAUGCAGGAUGCUUCUACAGAUGCUGCUAUAAUCACUACAUCUUCCAGGCAUGGAGUCGCUAUUGGUGAAAGAGCUGCUUCAGCCUGGUUACAUAUAGUCCCGUGGGGAAUCCGGAAGUUAGCGAGAUACGUGAAGGAUAAAUAUGGAAAUCCACCAGUCAUGAUCACUGAAAAUGGCAUGGAUGAUCCUAACAAACCCUAUACAGCUUUUGACAAGGCUUUACAAGAUGACAAGAGGAUAAGAUAUCACAGAGACUACCUCUCAAACCUAUCCGCCGCUAUAAGGGAAGACGAAUGCAACGUGCAAGGUUAUUUUGUGUGGUCAUUGCUUGAUAACUGGGAAUGGAACUACGGCUACAGUGUCCGGUUUGGACUGUAUUAUGUGGAUUACAAGAACAAUCUCACAAGGAUCCCCAAGUCUUCUGUUAAGUGGUUCAGAAGUAUGUUGAGAUUGGAAAAUGAUAUGACCUACUAGUCGUCGGAUCAUUUUCUUCUUAUCAUUCAUUGUGUAUCAUAUGAAGCACAAAAUCAUGAAAUCAAUUACAAAGUUCAUCAGGAGGGUAUUGGGUAAACACAGCCCUUCCCUAUUUUCU